AUGGACUUCGUCAGCAUCCAGCAGUUGGGCUCCCCAGCCGCUGAAACAUGGGGCUGGGGGCCGGGGGAGGAAGAAAAGAAUGGACCAUUGUUUGGUGGGUUCUGCCCUAAGCACAGCACCGGACGGAGUGAGCAGCAGUCAGCCCCCGGGCCUUGGGCGCUGCUGCAGGUGGUGAGAGCCAGCGACAAGCACCGGGUGGAGAGAGUCGAAAGGAAAGAAUUGGGACGUGGACAUGGAGUGUCUGAUCCUGGAGGCUGGCCCCAGGAGGCUGAGGCCCGGGAGAGGCAGGAACUGGACGAGGAGAGGAGGAGACAUGAAAGAUUCAGCAGUCCCAGAGCUAACUCGGAGAGCCUGGCUGACCUGGAAACGUUGGUUCGAAGACGGACAGAAAAGUGACUGAAACGCAGAGUCCCCUGGCCCGCCAGGGCACCCGAGCCUGAGGUCAAGCCGCAGACCCUGGCCCAGCUGGAGCCCGGGGACCUGGAGGCGUUCCUGAAGGCAGCUGCUGAGAACCAGGAAGCCCUGACUGACAAGUAUCUGACAGACGGAGAGGACCCCAAUGCCCACGACAAGCUCCACCACACGGCCUGGCACUGGGCCUGUCCGAAGGGUCACAGCCAGCUUGUGAACAAGCUGCUGGAGGCGGGUGCCACCGUGGACGCUCGGGACUUGCCAGACGGGACCCCUGUGUUCUGGGCCUGCCGUGGAGGGCACCUGGACAUCUUCAAACAGCUGCUUAACCGGGGCGCCCGGGUCAAUGCCCGGGACCAGGGGAGGGCACAGGCUGUGGGGCGGCCCGAUGCUCUUCCUGGGGUUGGGACACGGCCUUGCCAGCUUGGAAUGACACUGAGCCUCACCACUCCCUUAGAUCUGGGGCAUGCCCCUGCACAUGGCCGUGUGCACCGCGACUGCCUGCAGCACCUCGUCGCCUGCAGGGCCUGCGCUGACGCACAGGACAAGGUAGGGGACACGGCUCUACACGAGGAGGUGCAGCCCGGCCACUACAGAGCUGUGAAGGUGCUGCUGCUCUACGGGGCCGGGCUGGCCUGAGGAUGCGGUGAGUGCAAGCGAGCUUCAGUGACCCCAGUGUAGCUGGCCCAGGACUGGCAGUGGGGCAUCUGGGAAGCACUGCAGGUCCACGUGGGGCACCCCCGUACCCAGUGCUGACAACAGCCGAUCCUUGGGGCCACUCGCAGCCACCAUUCCAUCCCGUCAUCUCCACCCCCGUGCCACUCACGUGUCUCACCUGCUUGAUCUUCCCUCCGUCAUGACUCCCCGCUCAGGGCUGAUUCCGUGCCUCCAGGCAGCCCUGUCAGACCAGCCUCCCUGGCUUUCUGUCCCAGGCUGAGCCGGUCCCCGCCGGGGUGCAAGCUGGGGGCUGACACAGAGGACCCGGGGGUGGCAGGUGGGUGCAGGAAACAAAGUGGGUCCAGAUGAGGGGCAGUGGAGGAGUGUGGGGGCCCAGGACGGAGCAGCACGGGGACAGCCUCGAGCUCCCUGGGGCCUGUGCCAGGGCUCCUCGGUGCCCACUGGUUCUCGGUCCAGGAGGUGGCUAGGCUCUGCCCUGCACCAGGGCCCUCCUGCCACCAGGUGGUGACUCGGUGCAUGGCCAGCAGCAGAUGCUCUUGGGCGCAGGUUUCUCCAGGGGCCUCCGUGCCUGGAGGGUCUGGCCGUCUGGAGGGGGCUGCUGGACGGCUUUGAGCACCCCUGCACAGAAGGCCAGCCCCAGCCUGCUUGCCUCAGAAGCCCCAAGGCCGACGAGCUGGAGCUGUUUAUUUUAGGGAAACCUUGUGCCCUCUGUCGAAGGCUUCGGACAGGCCUGCCCGCUGCCCUCUGGUUGGCCAUCUGGUGGCUCCCCUUGUAGGGGGACAUGCCCGGGUGCUGGGGAUUGCUGGCGGCCCACUCAACUUUUGGGGCGGUGGCCUGUAACCCUACUCCGCCUCCGGCACUGACGUCACCCCGGCCCUGGUACUAAAGUGCGUGCUCUCACGUGGCCCCUGCAGCCGCGGCCGUGCUGCUCCACCCUAACCCUCGGAGGCAGGACGUGGAGGGCUCUGAGCUCACCUGCUCCUUUCCCUCCUCCACCGACUGGGGGUGGCCCGAGGCCCCACCUCCACACGCUCCCCUAAAGCUUCCCCCGCUCACUGUCCUUUCCUGGUCACGCUGCAUUGGUGCAGACCUGUGCUGUACUGCUGGCGGGCAAGGUCCUUACAUGCCAGAAGGUGAAUCUUAGAAUAGCUCUGCCCUAAACUGAGAACCACAGGCAGAGGGUGGGGCUCCAAGAUGAAGGUUAGCCUCCCUCACGUAAGGAACCUGGGUUGAUAUCCAUUUUGCAGCAGUUACUUUUAGUCUAACUGGUGGCCUUCUCAGGCCAAGGACAAGGCAAUUUCUAUUCUAUGAAAAAGCUGACAAGAGCUCCCAACAGGGGCCACACGCCUUCCCCUCACAUGGGCACCUCCUGCCCUGUCCUGACAGAGCCCCGUGCACCCAGACGCUGGGGCCAUGGGAGAAACAGGCGUUCAAGUCCAUGGACAAGACACUUCCCAUCUAGGAAAUUGGGACACUUAAGUGACAGACAAAAAUACCUUUUUAUACG
Mesoplodon densirostris (Blainville's beaked whale) is the source of this 2596-nucleotide messenger RNA. RefSeq names its product ankyrin repeat domain 23 (gene ANKRD23). NCBI's taxonomy places the organism in Eukaryota, Metazoa, Chordata, Mammalia, Artiodactyla, Ziphiidae. Gene Ontology annotation, molecular function: protein binding. The record is from RefSeq and is a predicted model, not a curated record.